CCAGGAGGAUGCUUGCAAUCAUUAAGUAGGCUAACAGCGGCCAUGACUACAUCAUCCAGAUUUUGCGUGGAACACUUGGAAAACAUUGGAAUUCAUUACUAUCAGACAUUGAGGUGUUGGAAAAAGAAUUUCCUAAAGAAUAAGAGUCAGAUACUCGAACUUGGUUUUGAUGAAAGUUUUAUACGAACUUGGGAAUAUUAUUUUGACUAUUGUGCUGCUGGUUUUAAAUCUCGCACCGUUGGAGAUUAUCAGAUUGUGUUCUCAAGGCCUGGCAAUGUUGCAACAUUCAUCGAUCCAUAUCAACGAAUACCUUCAGCAUCAUAUUAGAAAUAAUUUGGUUGCAUUUAGAACCAAAAAAUCAAUGAAUAAAUUGCAAAGGCUGUUCCUGAAUUAUUAAUAUCUUAUGCAAUAUAGUGCAAUGCUCUUUAAUUAAAA
This is a messenger RNA of Momordica charantia (bitter melon), 435 nucleotides long. RefSeq lists its product as uncharacterized. Gene Ontology annotation, molecular function: methyltransferase activity. The record is from RefSeq and is a predicted model, not a curated record. NCBI's taxonomy places the organism in Eukaryota, Viridiplantae, Streptophyta, Magnoliopsida, Cucurbitales, Cucurbitaceae.